Molecule: messenger RNA, 7833 nt
Organism: Calypte anna (Anna's hummingbird)
Lineage: Eukaryota; Metazoa; Chordata; Aves; Apodiformes; Trochilidae
Gene: PTPRN2
Product: protein tyrosine phosphatase receptor type N2
Exons: 24
Coding region: 1-3207 (1068 amino acids)
Biological process (GO): protein dephosphorylation
Cellular component (GO): secretory granule
Molecular function (GO): protein tyrosine phosphatase activity
Source: RefSeq, a predicted model, not a curated record
AUGAUGGGGGCGCUCGGCUCCGUCCUCCCGCUGCUGCUGCCGCCGCUGCUGCAGGUCCUCGCCUCUUCCCCACGAGGCCAGCAGCCCUCCGCCGGAGCCGCCGCCGAAGCGCGGAUCGGCUGCCUGUUUGAGGAUGACCUUUGCAAAUCUUUUGAAAUCUGUGUAAAUGAUGGAAUAUUUGGGAGAUGUCAGCAAGUGCCAGUACUAGACUUCUAUAAAUAUGACAUUUCACCCCCUGUACUUCAGCGCCUAAGGAUCAUUCUGGAGAAGCUCUCGCAGAGAGGUCUUACCUGGAGAGAUGAUUAUACACAGCAUGUUAUUGGUCAGGAACUCUCAAGCAUUCACAAAAUCCACAGCAGGCGCCCUGAUAUAUUUGCAUCUGAAGGAUCUGACACAGGAAGGACUUUGGGACAGAAUGGAGAUAAUGAAAGAAAUUAUGAUCUGGAAAAUGAUGUGAACUUGGCCAAGUCUCUUCAGCAAUAUAUUAAAUAUCUCAGUAUUCUCUCUCAGUCUGCAGCUCCAAAUUUGUAUCCACGGAAGACAAGCGACAAAGCUUCUUUUAAGAGCUACAUCUACGAUGAUCCCAUCAGGUACUACAUGAUGCAAAAACCCAAAGAGGGAGCAGCUCCUUUGGCCCAAGCAUCGACAUCUCAUCAAGAGCAUGCUGAAAAUCUUCGUGGGAGGACCUUCAGCCAGCCUCAAACAGACGAAUUCUCACCAGAAUCAGAAUUGGGGCUUGACCAAAAAGCUCUGCUGGCUGCACUGCAUACAUACAUCACUCAGAACCUGUCAGCACAAAGCAACGAUAAAAGCUCUCGCAGCAGGACUAAAGAGCCUCACAUUUAUGCUGAUAGGGUCUACUCUUCACAAGUCAGUCCUUUUGAUGGAACUUUUUCCAAAGGCAAAGGAGAAGAUUUUAAAAUGAAGAAGCUGUUCCAGCCUAAACCUGUGUCUGCACUGCUGCGUCCAACCCCUGAGAUGCUGAAUCACAAAUCUGCUUCCCAGGAUGAUGCAAAGGUCCCUCUGAGUGUAGUGGAUGGCAAGUUGGAGGCACUUAUUAAAGAUGUACUGAAGGACCUAGAAAAACACCAGGUCAGUGUGGAGAAUCUCAGCUCGAGAGAACUGGAUGAGAUCGCUGAUACAAUCGCCACUGCAAUUCAGACAGCUGGCAUUCAGGAAGGUGUGGAGGAGGCUGCUGGAAAAACUAAAGAAGACAAAACAGGAGCACAGAUGAAAAAAGAACAUUCUCAAGGCAGGGCAGAGAUUCAGACUGGAUUAAUGGAAAAUAGUAUCAGCAUACCAGACAAUGGAGUGCAUGAAGCCAGUGCAAGAACUGAUAAAGAGGAGAACACUGCAAAACUAAUUAAAUUCCUGAAUGAGAAUGCGUUACCUGAAAAUAUACAUAAAGACCUUGCACCUGAAGAAUCUGUUAAGACAGAAGCCAAGAAAUCUGAAGACAUUGACUCUUCCUCAGAAGAAAUAAAUGCUGGUGUGGAAAAUGUAAAAAGUGAGACUAUCUUAAGGGAACUGACAGCUCCAAAGAUCAGUGAAUCUGACUCCAAAGACCCGAGUGAGACCCACCACUGGAUUAAGAACAUUUUAAUGCAGGAUGAAAACCCCUAUAAAGAGCCUCAGAAAAAUACGGGACAAGGCUUACAACUUGAAGUGAAAUCUUCAGAGGAGAAACAAUACGGCUAUAUUGUGACAGUGAAAGACCCCCUGAGUGUGGAAAAGGGCUUGGAGUUAAUAAAGGAAGUGGCAGAUCUCCUGAAACUGCAGAUGGGUGCCUUCGAUGAUGUCAACGUGCUAGGACCAUCUGUGACCUUUAGAGUGCACUCAAACCUCCAAAACAUUUCAACUGCAGAUGUUGCCAAAGCAGCAGCUAUAAACAAAGAGAAGAUUGAAAAAACAACUGGACUGAAAAUUCUGCAAACUGGCGUAGGGGAGAAAAGCAACGUCCCGCCGCUCCCGCAGCGCGGGGAAGAGGCCGAGUCCGCCAAAUUCCUUCUCCUCACCCUCCUCUCCCUCGCCUGCAUCGCCGGGGUCCUGGUGGCGUCGGGGGUCGCCUACUGCUUUCGCCACCGCGCCCACCACCGCCUCAAGGAGAAGCUCUCGGCCUUGGGGGGUGACGCCGGUUCCGACGCCCCCGCAGCUUAUCAGGAGCUAUGCCGCCAGCGCAUGGCAGUGAAAACCUCGGAUCGCCCGGAGCCCCUGCACGCUUCUCGAAUCAAUAGUGUUUCCUCACAGUUCAGUGAUGGGCCCAUUCCCAGCCCCUCAGCCCGGAGCAGCACAUCCUCCUGGUGUGAGGAGCCAGUCCAGUCCAACAUGGACAUCUCCACCGGUCACAUGAUCUUGUCCUACAUGGAAGAUCAUCUGAAAAACAAGAAUCGUCUGGAGAAGGAGUGGGAAGCUCUGUGUGCUUAUCAGGCUGAACCCAAUGCCACCACUGUUGCACAGCAGGAGGAAAAUAUCCAGAAGAAUCGCACACAGGCUGUAGUACCAUAUGAUCAUUCCAGGAUAUGUCUGAAAGCUGAAAACAGCCAUGACAAGUCAGACUACAUCAAUGCCAGCCCAAUUAUGGACCAUGACCCCCGAAACCCAGCAUAUAUUGCCACCCAGGGACCUCUCACUGCUACUGUUGCUGACUUCUGGCAGAUGGUCUGGGAGAACGGCUGUGUGGUUAUUGUCAUGCUGACACCCCUCGUGGAAAACGGAGUCAAACAGUGCUACCACUACUGGCCAGACGAAGGGUCAAACCUCUACCACAUCUAUGAGGUAAACCUUGUUUCUGAGCACAUCUGGUGUGAGGAUUUCCUGGUGAGGAGCUUCUACCUUAAGAACUUGCAGACGAACGAGACCCGCACAGUGACACAGUUCCAUUUCCUCAGCUGGAAUGAUCAGAGGGUUCCUGCUUCCACGAGGUCACUUCUGGAUUUCCGCAGAAAAGUAAACAAGUGCUACAAGGGUCGCUCUUGUCCAGUAGUUGUUCAUUGCAGUGAUGGCGCGGGAAGAAGUGGAACCUACAUUCUAAUUGACAUGGUUCUCAAUAAAAUGGCCAAAGGUGCUAAAGAGAUUGAUAUUGCUGCUACCCUGGAGCACUUGAGGGACCAGAGACCAGGCAUGGUCCAGACAAAGGAGCAGUUCGAGUUUGCUUUGACAGCAGUUGCAGAGGAAGUGAAUGCAAUACUCAAGGCACUUCCCCAGUGAGCAGCUCAGCCUCCCGGAGGUUCCUGCAGGAUCCGUCCCUCAUCUUCCUCAUCCUCAGUCCCUGUGAAUGUUCUUGGAAACCGUGACCUGACUUAAGUGUGUAUCUUCUGUUGUAACCACGUAGUGAUAGGGUCCUUACAAACUCCUUUAGCUGGUUAAAGUUCAACAGUUAAAAUGUGCGUUCUGUUUUUUUGGGUUUUUAAACAAAUUUUUAAAAGUACGUUGAAGCCUCAGAUUAAGUGACAGAAAAAUCCAUCUAAUGCCUUUCACAUCCUCAAAGCCCUGUCACACUUUGAAAGCACACAUUCAUGUUCUUAAUAGCAAAUAUACAGUAUUGUGGGUAAUUAGUGCAGUCAAUAUAGUCGCAGAAAACAGUGUUCUGUUUUAUUUUGUAACUUCUCAAAAGCUGAAUAAGUGUGGAGGGCCUGAAGAGGAUGGUGAUUGCUCCUAUACAAUGCCAAGCAAGAGCAUGAAACAGUGCUGAGGGUGUGAGUAAACAGAGAUCCAGAUUCUGGCAAAGAGAUUGUGCACCUUCUCAUGCUGAGCUUUGGCAGGCAAAUGUUUUCUUAACUGUUGUUUACUUUUCAGCUUUGUGCCAUGAAUGGAAGAAAAUCUGAGCUCUAAGUAAAUAGGCCUGCACAGUUGUUGCAACUAGGGAGAACAAGUUGGUCACCUUAAGGGGAAGCUGGGGAAAAAUGAGCACAGCAAUUCUGACUAUGUACCUACCACUGACAGCACUGAAAAGGAGAGUAUGGACUCACCUCAGGUGAUGGGCAAAGGCUCUGUCAGCAGUCAGGUAAAUAUCCAGAGCUGUAAUGGUAGCAGAUGGUUGAUUUAUGGGAUUACUGAGGAAGGAAAUGGGACUCUCCUCUUUAUAUUUUUGUGUUUCCGUCUGUAAAACUGUGUUUUACCAUCAAUUUUAGCCAGGAGAAUAUAUUUCUGUAAAACUCUGGUUGAAGGAGAAAUCUCCAGUCAGCAUUUUACAAUCCUCAUUGAAUUUGUCUGAUCCAGACACUCAUUGCACCUUUCUGAAGAGGCUCUGCUUGCUCCUUGUUUCAAAUGAUAACUAUUUUAACUAAACUUUAAGGGAUAAAGAAGCACACUGGUUGAAUUUCAGAAGUUCUUGUGUUCUCAAAACACCUGCUGUUGAAAAAUAUGUAUGUAAAUGGUUUGGUUAGGCAGUCUUGCCUAUGUGGAUUUGCAGGUCUGGUUGUGCUGCUCUUCUGAAGGAAUUUAAAUCAUUAAUAGAAAGUACUCUGAUGUGUUUGAAUGAAGGGCCUGAGAGUAAAAUUGUUAAAGGUAUCUUCGUGAUUUAGGCUCUUAAUUUCAUUUUCAAAAGUGAAUGUUUAGAUGCUUUUUCGUAUGUGAUCCUACAUUUCCAUGAUUUAAGAAUUUUGGGGUGCUUUUUUCCAAAAUCUUAACAAUGUUGUAUGCUUGAAAACGUAUUAGGCUCAUCAUAUGACUUCAGGACUGAAGAAUGUAUCAUUUAAUCUAAUUUGGAAAGGGGAAGCUUUUAUAAACUUCUAAUCACUGAAAUGUUAAAGGUAAAAUAUUGCAUAGUUUUGCUGGCACAGGGGUAACAGGCAUCUCUUGAAAUCAACCAUGUUGCAAUUUUGUGUUGUAGGUGUGAAUAUUGGUGAUUUCUUCUUUUUAGCAAUUAAAGAGUUAUUUAAAAAAAAAAAAAAAAAAGGAGAAGGCUUGUUACUUUUUGCUAUACAUUUUUCUAUGCUUUACUUGGUAUGUGCUGUUGCUUAAUUUGUGCAUCCCAUUACUGUGGCAGUACAGAGCAGUUACUGCAGAUGCCAUCAUCCUCUUAAGUACACAUACUGUACAUUAAGCCACAUGUUUAUUUUAUGGCCUAAGCAUUUUAGAGCUUUCCUAGCAAUAACUAAAAAAACUAAUGGAGUAUGAAUGGGAAAAUUGCCUUUUUCAUUUGAUAAUUUAGGUUUAACAGGAUUCUUUUAUUACUUUAGCUAACACAAAAUUGCAGAUGAGAUCGGUUUAAGCAGUAUCAGCAAGUGUUUGAAUUAGAUUUACUGUGAGCCAUGUACUGCAGCUUUCUGAAAAUACAGGUAGUUAUAUCCAAGCAAACUGUCCAAAGUAUCAAAAUUAGAACAUCCUAAGCCAAGCCCCCUGAUUAGUGGGUAGAAUUAUUUCCCAGUGCAAGAUGCUGUGCCAUUACCUACUGCCAAUGGGAUAAUGGGUUUUUAACAUAGAUUUCUGCCCUGGGAUUCAUUAGCGUUCACCUUCUGACUGUCCCUGUGCAUACCACAAGCAUGGCUGACAAGCCUUUCAUUUGCACUUCAGGAAUAUUUUUUAAUUGUUCUUUUGCAAAUAUUUGCAUUUCUUAAUAGCAAUUUCAGGGUGAUCCCUAUUAAUUCACAAGCAGCUGAGUGUAGGGCUUAAAUAUUGGUCUUCAUGUUUCAGAGUUUAUUUAGCGUAGAUUAGAGGACAUUUAUCUUCCCCAAAGCUAAUGGGGCAGGGAUGUAUUGUUUUAUUCAUAUUUGUAGACAGUUUACACAACAGAAAGAUGCAGUCUUACUCAGAGGGUUAAAGCAUCUCCUGCUGAAUGUCAUUGACAACCCUGUUAUUUCAGCUGUAGUUUGUACAGUUCCUCCACAAAGAGGUGCCAGGCUUAUUCUGUUGACCACAAAAUAUCACGCAGAGUAUUUCAUCUGUUAGGGGAAGCAUAAUGUUCAGGCCUCUCAAUAAAUGCCAUGCUUCUGGAGGUGAAAAUCUGCUGCAAGGUCUAUUAUAGUGAAAUGUAGCUUUCAGUUGCACCAGGGUGAUCUGGCCAAGUUUGACAGUUCAUUUCCCAGGAAGGUGUCAAAGCCAUGGAUGAAGCCACAGAGAUUUCUCAUGCAGGGCAGGUAUUUCUUUACCCUUUUCACUGCAGUUAGCUUAAACCCUGUGAUUUGGCAUUGUGUUGCUCAAGCCACCUCAGCCACUUGCACUGGGCAUGGGACCUGCCCCAUGUUCACUGUCUGGUUGAGCUGAGCUUCUUCCUUUUAGCCAGGAUCAGUUGAGAGUCCAGAGUCAAGUAAGACCCACAGUCCUUCCCUCUUCAAUAUUCUGCUUGAUCUUUAAUAAACAGAUUGUGACUGAGGCUUCAGCUGGUGCUUGGUGUGCACCCAUAAACAGCACAUGUGCAGUAUCUUGAAGAACAUCUUUGUGUUCUUGAUAAAGACAAAUUGAAUGCACAGGUGUUGCUUCUAUGGUUGAAUCUUUAAAUUGCAUUUAAGGGGGAGAGCUGCAGGAGGGCAAUAUAACAUCAGUUCUCACAGUUCCCUUCCUUACUGGCCAAAGCCUGUGGCAGAGGGGCAAACCCCUGUUUUCCCACAGGCACAGCAGGGAGCACAGCUCCUGGUCCUGAGCAAGGCAGCAGUGACCAGACCAGACUCCACACUUACAUGGUCCCAGUGGGUGCAGACAUGAGGCAUGGAAAGGUGGUUUUCACCAGCAUUAUUGGUUCAUAAAAGUAACAGCAGUAACAUCCUUCCCAUGACAUGGACCAGGAUUUGGACGGAUGGAUGGGCAGGACAGCACUGUUCCCCAAAGCCCAGAUCCCUGAGAGUCAGCCCUUGGCACCAGGAAAACAGUGUGGGGUUUGCUGUUGCCUUCACAUCCUUCAGGUAUGAUCUCUCUUGGCUAUCAUCUAUGGGACCUGGUGCAGCCCAAGUAGCAUCCCUGGAAAUUGUCAGGGCCAAAUAAAGAAUCUCAGCAGAAAAUCCCAUAUCUAAAGAUCAACUCAGUAGCAAAAUAAGCAAGUUUAUUUUUAUAGGGACUAUUAAACAUUUAAAACAUUUUAAAAUAUUUUUUAAAUCUACACCAAUGACUAAACCUUGUUCCUGUCUAGUAUGCAUGCAGAACCAAUCUCCAUCCAUCCCUAGGGGAAUGACAGCUAUAGUACCUGUAAGGAGUUCAUGCUUUAUUAGUCAAGUAGAACAUUAAUAAAAUCCAGCCCACUUCAUAAUUCCCAGAAUAGUCAUUAAUUAAAAAAACUGUUUAUUGGAAUAGAAAACAAGUAUUUGAUUAGCUUUGUUACAGAACAAUAGCUCUCUUAGUUUUUAUUCUGCAUAUUUUCUUCUUUGUUUAGAAAAUUCUGUUACGAAGCAGUUGAGAUAAUUCGCUUUUUAAAACUGUACAGUUUCUAUUGUUUGCUUUUUAAAUGAGAAUGCACUUUGUAGACUCUAUUAUUAUAUUUUUCUGUUAAAAUUACAUUGGGCAUUACAAAAGCAUUCCCAACCACAGUGAAAAGAAAGCUAUCCUGUUGGUUUAUUUUAAAAGACAAAAAAAUUAAGACAACAUUGCAGAGCUGUGGCAUACUCAGUCCAGUUAGAGCAUGACUCUUUAUUAUUCUUCAUUUACCACAUUAGAAAUAAAAUAAAAUUACACCAGCAAGAUUUCAUUUGAAGCUGUUCUUGCAUGCUCUUCGUACUGUAUUUGAUGGCAUAAUAUUGUUUUGUUUACAAUCUUUUCUUUCUUGUCAUUCUAUUAUAUUCUUCAUAUGUAUAUAAUUUAAAAGAAAAAAAAAGAUUAUACAAAGUAUUUUGUUCUACCUCUGUAAAAAUCAUAUUUGUGAAUAAAGUCACAUUGUCUGUGGAGUACAGUAUUGUGAAUACAGCA